UGCGAGCCUCGCCGCCUCUACAACACCCUCAACCAGCACCGGCGGUACCCCCGCCUGGCAGAGCCCGGCUACCUCUGUCUGCUGGAUGCUCCUAUGCAGUGUGAAUACGAUGAGAGCCAUAUUAUUACAGCACGCAGGAUUGUGCAGAGUCCAACGGGGGAGUGUCUGGUACCAGACUGCGAGGAGCUGAGCUGUGUAAGAUACUGUGUGGUGUGUGACUGUGAGACCAGCUCUAUGGGUUGCUGUGACUAUGAGGAAGAGGAGAAAGAAACAGGGAGCAGUGCCUCUUCAGAGGUUGAAAACACUGACCCAAGUUCUGUGUCUUCACAGAAUGCUGAGGAAGGACCUGCAGUGCAAUACGCCAGAAGCUUGGAGCAGUUCACCCGCCACCCCGUGCUCAUCCUGCAGGGAGGAUACAAGCGUUUUUCAGCUUGCUAUAAUUUUCUGAGGACUCAGAAGAUCUUCUGGAUGCCUCAGGAACUAGACAACUUCCAGACAUACCCUGUAGAAAUACUGCCUGCGAAAUUAUAUAUGGGCAACUUCAAGCAGGCCUGUGACCAACAAAUUCAGAAAGAUCUGAAGAUCAAAGCACAAGUCAACAUCUCUGAACAGCCUGCCACACUGUUUGCAGAAGGCAGCAGAUAUCUCCAUAUACCUGUUCCAGAUUGGCUCGAAGCGGAUCUUUUCUCUUCCUUUUCCACCGUGAGUCAUUUCAUAGAUGCUCAGCUGUGUCACGGAGCGGUGCUGGAGUUCUCCAGCCUGGGGCUCAGCCGGAGCAGCACAGUAACCGUGGCCUAUCUCAUGCACUCCUGCCAGCUUUCCCUGAAGAGAGCUUGGUACUACGUUCUGGAAUGCAAAACAAACAUGAGACCACACCGAGGCUUUGUGAAACAGCUCUCAGAGACCGAAAUCUACAGGACAAGGAUCACAGACGUCUCUGAACCAAAUUGCUGA
Molecule: messenger RNA, 954 nt
Organism: Mesitornis unicolor (brown roatelo)
Lineage: Eukaryota; Metazoa; Chordata; Aves; Mesitornithiformes; Mesitornithidae
Gene: STYXL1
Product: serine/threonine/tyrosine interacting-like 1
Exons: 10
Biological process (GO): protein dephosphorylation; negative regulation of cytoplasmic stress granule assembly; positive regulation of intrinsic apoptotic signaling pathway
Cellular component (GO): mitochondrion
Molecular function (GO): pseudophosphatase activity; protein phosphatase inhibitor activity; protein phosphatase binding
Source: RefSeq, a predicted model, not a curated record